AUGUCGAGCAACUCGAACCAACGGCAUCGCCAAGGAACACUGGAAGCAUGGCUCUCGAAAGGAUCAUCAUCAAAACGUAGCUCCCCGAGACCUAGAUACCGCAGCAGUCAGAAGGACCCGUUUAGACAGGGCGCAGCGCUGGCAGCCGUAGCUCAAGAGACGCGAACAGUGCUUCCCAGUAUCUUGGACCAGUUGCCGCAUAUCGAUGCCAGAAAGGCCGAGCGGCAUUUUUAUACAACCUUGCCUCCUCUCAGUGCAGUCGAUUGCCCACGGAAAACACAAUCAAGACAAACGACUAUCAGAGUUGUGAACGAUGACAGUUUCAAUGCUGCUAUUGCUCUCAACACCGCCAAGGGACCUGCCUCAGGUCGUGUUGCCGUGCUGAAUAUGGCUAGCCAUGUCAGUCCUGGUGGAGGAUGGCUGAAGGGAGCACGGGCUCAAGAGGAGGCCUUAUGUUAUCGAAGCUCGCUGUAUCUUUCACUCCAUCGACGGUACUAUCCUUGGAAACAGCGCAUGGGUAUCUACACCCCUGACGUUGUCAUUAUUCGUUCAGACCAAGAUUCAGGAAACAACCUCCUGACGCCCAGCGUACCAGCCGCAAAGCUCCCAGUUGUCAGUGUUAUCAGCAUCGCUGCAUUGCGCACACCCCCUACCGCCGAAGUUGUUAAGCAUGUACGGGGAGAUUCUGUUACCGAGACUGUUUUUGCGGAACAAUCCGAUCGGGAGCUCACCAAGCUCAAAAUGAGGCUUUGUCUCAGAAUUGCGGCACAUCGAAAUCAUAGAUUGCUUGUGCUCGGUGCUUUGGGAUGUGGUGCGUUUUAUAACCCGCCAAAGGAGGUAGCUCACUGCUGGCUGGAGGUGUUGAAGGAGGCCGAGUUUCAAGGUGGCUGGUGGGAGGAGGUAUGGUUCGCCGUGUUCGAUAAAAAAGGGGAGGGCAACCUGGAGAUAUUUGAGGAGGUGCUUCAUAAUGUUUCUGUGUAA
Molecule: messenger RNA, 981 nt
Organism: Fusarium venenatum
Lineage: Eukaryota; Fungi; Ascomycota; Sordariomycetes; Hypocreales; Nectriaceae
Source: RefSeq, a predicted model, not a curated record